Psammomys obesus (fat sand rat) is the source of this 441-nucleotide messenger RNA. RefSeq names its product UDP-glucuronosyltransferase 2A1-like. The annotation marks the transcript as partial. The transcript is spliced from 2 exons. Gene Ontology annotation, molecular function: UDP-glycosyltransferase activity. NCBI's taxonomy places the organism in Eukaryota, Metazoa, Chordata, Mammalia, Rodentia, Muridae. The record is from RefSeq and is a predicted model, not a curated record.
AUUUACCAUGGAAUCCCUAUGGUGGGAGUCCCCAUGUUUGCUGAUCAGCCGGACAACAUUGCUCACAUGAAGGCUAAGGGAGCAGCUGUGGAGGUGAACCUGAACACGAUGACAAGUGCAGAUUUGCUCCAUGCUGUGAGAACAGUUAUCAAUGAGCCAUCUUAUAAAGAAAAUGCCAUGAGACUAUCAAGAAUCCACCACGACCAGCCAGUGAAGCCCCUGGACAGAGCUGUCUUCUGGAUUGAGUUUGUCAUGCGCCACAAAGGAGCCAAGCACCUUCGCGUGGCAGCGCAUGACCUCAACUGGUUUCAGUACCACUCUCUGGAUGUGACUGGGUUCCUGCUGGCCUGUAUGGCAUCUGCUAUAUUUUUGGUUGCCAAAUGCUGUGUUUUUGUAUUUCAAAAAAUUGGUAAAAGAGGAAAAAAGAAAAAAAGAGACUAG